Molecule: messenger RNA, 501 nt
Organism: Pocillopora verrucosa
Lineage: Eukaryota; Metazoa; Cnidaria; Anthozoa; Scleractinia; Pocilloporidae
Source: RefSeq, a predicted model, not a curated record
AUGGACCCAGCUCCGAACCUGCAGUAUGUAUUUUUGAACAGAACCUUUAACAUGUGGUGCCCAGUAAAAGGUGCGCCGGCUCCAUACAUUGUAUGGAGAAAAGAUGGUGACUCUGUUCAAAAUAGUACCAGCAUAACAUUUCAGCAUAAAAUAACUUCGAAAAACAACGUGAACUACAGCUGCGAGGUAAGAAGAGAUGGAGAGGUAUUAACAAGGAACAUCAGCCUCAGAAUUGAAGAGUGCCCAGACCCCUGUGAAUGUGACGUCUCCCACCAAACUAUCAUUAGUGUGAAUUGUAGUGGAAAAGAAUUUAAUUCAAUUCCAUGGAAAUUUCCUCUUGCCAUGUCAAAAUUGGAAAUGAACAACAACCUGUUGAAGGAAUUACCAUCAGGCAUAUUGAGUAACAAUACCAAGCUGUCCAUUCUGUUUUUAAGAAACAACAAGUUGGAAAAAUUGCCAUCGGGUAUUUUUGAUAACAACAUCAAGCUGACUUACUUGUAA